Molecule: messenger RNA, 1185 nt
Organism: Spodoptera exigua (beet armyworm)
Lineage: Eukaryota; Metazoa; Arthropoda; Insecta; Lepidoptera; Noctuidae
Source: the annotation of a GenBank genome assembly
CGCGCGCGAACGUGAGUGUUGCCACAUGAAUUAAAUAGAAAAAAAAAGAUGGCGCCGAGAUACGUUUUCGUUUUUUUAUUAUUAUUUUGUUAUGAAGCCCAAAGUGCAUCGAUUUUGGAGCAGGGCUAUGAAUAUUUCGUGAGUUUAGGGAAAAAUUUGGCACCGAAUUUGCUGUCUAUUUUAGAAUGUGUUGGCCAAAACGAGGCUUGGGAGUGUGCCCGAGAGAAAGCUGGGAAAAUGCUGGACGGCUUCGAAGAUGAAGUGGAGAAAGAGAGGAGGAGUUGGGAAGAGGAAGCUGAUGCUGAAAUCAGAACAUCAGGGCGUUCCAUUGAGGAGAUGCCUUCGAAGAUAGGCCGGGAGAUCACCGACUCUCUAGGUUCCCUGACCAAUAUCGUCGAGCGUGGUAUGGCCAGAGCGCUCGGCAAAAAACACCACGAAGGCGGCGGAAUCGACAGCAUCACAAUCUCCACCAGCGGAGACAUGAAAAAGACGAAGAAGAAGAAGACCAAACCUCCCAAGAUCCACUUAAUCCAUCCAGUGAUGAUGCCACUAAGGAAGGCUCCUAAAGAAGAGAAAGGUCGCAACUUUGGCUCUGGUGUUCAGUCCUGGGUGAUCGGAGAAAGGUCUUUGCCUGCCCAAGAGAAUGCGACUGAAGUUUCCAGAGGCCUGGUGACAGAUUUCUGGGCAAUGGGCCAGAAUGCUCUGGAUUCUCUCGCCGAGCAUGUUGUUGAGAAUGAGAAUCUAGAAAAUGGAAUUAAGGAUAGAAGUUCUGUCGAAGAACAAAGAGGCAAAAAGAAGAAGAAAAAGAAGGCUAUCCUCAAGCUGCUGAUUUUGGGUGCCGUCAUCAAAGCGAAAAUUGGAACUUUAUUACAAAUUCUUACUUACAAACUACAGAUAAAAUUCUUCAUAGUAGCAGUGCUGGGCUUGGCAAUCAACUUGGCAAGACUUUGGAUAGACCUGAAGAACAAACACAGUCAACAGCCGCAGAAGAUAAUAUACUAUGAGCAUGCUCAACACCAGCAUCACUAUGAUCACGAGGAAGAGGAGCACGGCGGCUGGGGACCCUGGUCCAGGAGUAUACUGCCUGAUGAGGAAAGCGAGGCCGAGGUUAGCGAAAUUUCUCCUUACAAGGCUCAAGAAAGAAGCCCACUGGUCUAUAGCCGUCCUUAUCUAUCGAGGGUGUAA